Diabrotica balteata is the source of this 1641-nucleotide messenger RNA. Lineage: Eukaryota; Metazoa; Arthropoda; Insecta; Coleoptera; Chrysomelidae. The record is from the annotation of a GenBank genome assembly.
AUGUCUCUGAAAUUAUUUUUAUAUUUUAUUUUGCUCAACAACGUGAAAGGUGACAGAUUCCAUCUAGGAGACAGAUUGUACGUUAACAGAAGAUUUGAAGAUAUAUACACAAAUCACAGAAAUCCCGAAGAAGUUUUACAUAGCUAUAGAGAUGUUUACGAAGUACCUUACAGAACCCCGAAAAGAAUAUAUCCAGAAAAAAUAUCAUUAGGUAGUUUUGAAACAAAUGCAGAUCUCGAUAGAAUGGAUUUUCAUUAUCCUCAAGUAGAAUUUAUGACGAAGAACGAUAAUCUAGUAUCAGAAUACGGAGAUUUUGAUAAUGGCUAUAGUUUCACGCAAAGUCAAACAGUGCCAAAUCGAAUUGAAAGCACGGAGAAACCUUUCCCGAGGAAUCCACGUCUGAAGCAAUCUAAACAAAACUAUACAGUACGUACUUACAAACCAGUAAGAUUAUCUUAUGUUCAGAAGAUAACAAAACCGCAAUCAAACAAAGUAAUCACUAGUAACAAGAUUUCAAAAUAUGCUGAGCUAUUAACAGAUGCAACAGAAACAACCACUAAAGCUAUUAAAACCCAGGACAAGAUCACAGGACUGUUAAAAAAGUAUUUAGCAAAUCUGUACACGAAGAAGUACAACUCCACGAAUCUAGACAGUGCAGAAACAGCAACAGGUUUUCCCAACGACUUUGAGUCUUCAGAAGGAUCUCCGGAAACAAAACUUUUCUUAAACAAUCAGCUAGUAACAAAGAAAAAGAAUAAAAUUAACAAAAUCAAGAAGUUGUUUAGUUUGUUUACGAUUGUCCAGUUCAACAACACUCAGUGUAACGCUACAAAUGAAGUUGGCUCAUAUCUUGGUUUAUGUUAUACUGCUGCAGAAUGUUCUAAUCUAGGUGGUACCGCUGUUGGAAACUGUGCUAGUGGAUAUGGAGUUUGCUGCAUAUUCAAAGGAACAUGUGGUGGUUCGGCUUCCCAAAACUGCAGUUAUUUCGAAAGUCCAAAUUAUCCUGACUAUUAUCCAGCUGGAGGAAUGGUUAUCGUACCAACCACAAUGGCACCGCCUGCUACAACAAUCAAUCCUUCACCAACCCCCGAUCCUAGGAUCUACUGGAAUUUUUUUAAUAAUGAACUAGCACGACAAAGUACAGAUAAUACGUUGUCGUGCAUUUUCAGCGUAUAUAAAGUGUCUGACAGUGUUACGAAGAUGAAGAUUGACUUUUUGGAUCUUGAGUUGGCUGGCGCCACAAAUGGAACCUGUACCGUUGAAAGUUUAGUGAUCACUGGACAAAGUUCAAAUUUUGUGGUACCACCCAUAUGUGGAUAUAACACGGGCAAUCAAAAUAACUUGAAUUAUGCGAUCUGCAUUAAAAAGCAGCCUGGAUACUGUUCUAUAACCUAUACCAAUGUAAUGAAUGGUGUUGAAUUUCCAUUUAAUUUGGUAAAUUUUGCAAAUGGAGUCACUACAGUACCAGUAGGAACAGCAGGAGUGGGAAUCCUUGAUUGCCCUAACGAUUACAUAGUUAUUGAUGGCACCAGCUUGUGUGGAUAUAAGUUCAACGAUGGAUCAGUCAAUUCCAAUUUAUCUGUCAAUGCUCCAGUAACAGGUAAGCUAAAUUUAAGAAUAUGGAAUAUAAAUAACUAUUAG